Messenger RNA from Jatropha curcas, 3401 nucleotides. RefSeq names its product Armadillo/beta-catenin-like repeat family protein. The record is from RefSeq and is a predicted model, not a curated record. Gene Ontology annotation, biological process: protein ubiquitination. Gene Ontology annotation, molecular function: ubiquitin-protein transferase activity; protein binding. Lineage: Eukaryota; Viridiplantae; Streptophyta; Magnoliopsida; Malpighiales; Euphorbiaceae.
CUUGAGAGGUAUUGCAGUUUAGUAUCAAAUUAUAUACUUAAUAAAUACAGCAAGCAAACUAUCAAUGACUAAUUCACAGUUUUUGUUUAAACAGAAAACUUAUGCUAAUGCUAUUAAUGUCUUCUCCAGCCACAGUAAGUUGUCAAAAAUUUUACAGAAGAGUAAGGCAGCAGUAGCAGAAGCUCCGGUUGGAUGUCGGUCAAUAGUCCUAUUGCUAGUGUUUCUGAAUUCUUGGUGGCAUCAGUUUUCAGGAUAAUAGAAUCUGCAGCACAAAUAACAGCAGAGCAAGAAACUUUUGCUGAAAUUGGAUGCUACUUUUACCGACUCUGUCCAUCCAUAAUGGAGUUGCAGACUAGUGAAAAUACCCCAGAAAAUGCCAUGGAGAUCCUGCAAUCGCUGUCCGGCGAAAUUAAUGCAGCCAAAGAUCUCGUAAACAAAUCCCUAGGAUGCAACAGUUCAACAUCUGAUUCUGAACUGAAAAGCACCAUAAAACAGCUGGAGGAGGUGAUAAAACACAUGGGAGAAUGUUUGAGCUUAAUACCUUCAUCAACAUUUCAGAACCAAAGCUAUGCACAAGUUGCAGUUCAGUCUCUUUCAGAUGAAAUGCAGCAAGUGCACUUUGAAGUCAGUCAAGCUCAAGAGUCGCAGACUCAAGUAACCAUAGAGGAAAAAAAUGAAGAAAUAGAAUCAGAUUUGUACUCCAUCAAUGUUGAAGAUUCCACAGAUAAUUACCAGGCCUUCAAUAUGCCAUGCUUGAUUGAGUUUAUAAAAAAGAAAAGGCUUAGCAGCAAAAGUAACAAUAACAGAAGCAAGUCCUCAUUAGCAUGGGAACAAACAGUUGAGUAUGCAGAACCCCUAUAUGAGACUUUCUACUGUCCAUUAACAAAGCAGGUGAUGGAUGAUCCAGUGAAUAUAGAAAGUGGAGUGACCUAUGAAAGAAAUGCAAUUGUAGAGUGGUUUAAAGAAUUCAAAAACUCGGACGAAAUUUUCUGUCCAAUCACAGGGCAGAAGCUGUUGAGUAGAAUUUUAAGACCUAAUAUAGCUCUCAAGACCACAAUAGAGGAGUGGGAAGCAAGAAAUGAGGCAGCAAAGAUCAAGGUUUGUCGUACAGCUUUGUCUCUAGCUAGUUCAGCAAGUAUGGUAUUUGAAGCAAUAAGAGAUUUGCAAGGCAUCUGUGCAAGGAACCGGUACAGUAAGAUUCAAAUCUAUAAUGUUGGAAUACUGCAACUGCUUGUUAAGUUACUUGAGUACAAAGAUAGAGAUGUUAGAUGUGCAGUGCUGGAACUAUUACGACAAUUGUCAGAUGAGGAUGAUGACAAGGAAAUGAUCGCUAAUAUUGUGGAUAUUUCAACUGUAAUCAAGAUGUUGUCAAGUGGUCACAAGCCCAUAAGGCAUGCAGCAUUGCUUCUAUUACUUGAGUUGUCAAAGUCUCGAUCAUUGUGUCAAAAAAUUGGGUCAGUUCCAGGGGGAAUUCUAAUGCUGAUCAGAAAUAAAUACGAUCUGGCCGUUGAUGCCUUCUCUUCAGAAAAGGCAGAUGAAACCUUAAAGAACUUAGAGCGAUCUCCAGAAAAUAUCAAGCACAUGGCGGAAAAUGGACUCUUGGAACCCCUUCUAAAUCAUCUAAAUCAAGGUUCUGAGGAGAUAAAGAUGGAAAUGGCAAGCUACCUUGGGGAAAUCACCCUUGGAAAUGACAGCAAAACUUAUGUUGCUGAGACAGCUUCUCCAGCACUCAUCCAAAUGGUGCACAGAGGAAACACUUUGACCAGACGUGCAGCAUUUAAAGCUCUAGCACAAAUUUCAUCUUAUUCCCCAGGUGCCAAAAUAUUAACAAAAGCUGGAAUCAUACAAGUCAUGGUUGAAGAGAUGUUCACUCGGAGGAUCUCCAAUGAACCAAUGAACUCAAAAAAUGAAGCUGCUGCUAUUCUUGCAAAUAUUUUUGAGACUGGACUUGAGCUUGAGAAUCUCCAAGUAAACUCUCAUGGGCACAAACUAACUUCAGAUUAUGUUUUGUACAACUUCAUCCACAUGAUCAACAACUCAACUUCCGAGGAACUUAAUAUCAACCUUAUAAGAAUUCUUUUAUCCCUUAUGAAGUUGCCCAAUUCUAUUGACACUAUAGUAUCAGUGGUCAAAGAGACUGUAGCAAGCUACACUUUGAUAGAGCUCAUUAAUAACCCUCAUGAGGAGCUUGGAGUUGCAGCAAUCAAGCUACUUAUUGAACUCUCAGCUCACAUGGGGCACACACUUGUCGAGAGACUAUGCAAGACAAGAGGUCAGCCUAAGAACUUACUCUUAUGCCAAACUUCAAACCAAAUCACAGAAAGACAGGCAGUUUCAACAAAAUUUCUUGCUAAACUACCCCAUCAGAAUCUAACACUAAAUCUAGCUCUACUGAGACAGAAUGCAGUCCCUUCAAUCCUACAAACUAUCAAUCAAAUCCAGACAACUGGAACUAGAACAAGCAGGUAUGCAAGUGCUUACUUAGAAGGUCUAGUGGCUAUUUUAGUCAGAUUCACUACAACACUUUAUGAACCUGAGAUAUUGUCUCUAGCAAGAAACUACAACUUCACAUUGGUAUUCACAGAAUUGCUAAUGAGAACAUCAAGUGAUGAAGUUCAGAGAUUAUCAGCAAUUGGCCUGGAAAAUCUCUCGGCAGAAUCAAUAAAUUUAUCAAACCCCCCACAUAUAAGGAAAAAAAAAUCCUGGAAGCAAGCCUUACCCAACUUCCUAUCUUUUAGUUCUUCAAAGAAAAGGAAAUUACCUAUAUGUCCAGUCCACAAAGGCUCUUGUUCCUCACAAAAUACUUUCUGUUUGGUUGAUGCAAAGGUGGUGGAUAGGUUAUUGGCUUGUUUGGACCAUGAGAAUGUUGAGGUUGUUGAGGCUGCAUUAUCAGCUGUAUGUACUUUGUUAGAUGACAAAGUUGACGUGAACAAGAGUGUUAGCAUAUUGAGUGAAGCGAAUGCUAUACGCCAUGUUCUGAACAUUCUAAAAGAGCAUAAAGAAGAAGGUUUGUGGCAAAAAUCUUUUUGGAUUAUUGAGAGAUUCUUAAUGAAAGGUGGUGACAAGUCUGCUUCAGAGAUAUCACAGGAUAGGCUGUUGCCUGCCACUUUAAUCAGUGCUUUUCAUCACGGGAAUGGUAAUACAAGGGACAUGGCCGAAAAAAUCUUGAGGCUUUUGAACAAGGUGCCCAAGUUUCCUACUUCCAACUAUACCUUGUAAAGUAUAAACGCCAUGUAUUUGCUACUGCUCUUAAGUGCAGCCAAAUUCUUAUAAAAAUCCUAAUAAACUAUAGUGUUAGCUAGUCAAGUAUUUUAAAUAUGAGUUCUAUGAUCAAUUUUGUCAUUUUCAGAGAUUUGGAUUCAUUAUGGGAAUGCUACCAUGGCAGGUUCAUCCAUUCAAAA